Hippoglossus stenolepis (Pacific halibut) is the source of this 7972-nucleotide messenger RNA. It is a transcript of the gene psme4a, whose product is annotated as proteasome activator subunit 4a. Gene Ontology annotation, cellular component: spermatoproteasome complex; nucleus; cytosol. The record is from RefSeq and is a predicted model, not a curated record. Lineage: Eukaryota; Metazoa; Chordata; Actinopteri; Pleuronectiformes; Pleuronectidae. Gene Ontology annotation, molecular function: peptidase activator activity; proteasome binding. The transcript has 44 exons. Gene Ontology annotation, biological process: proteasomal ubiquitin-independent protein catabolic process. The coding region runs from base 1704 to 6668 and encodes 1654 amino acids.
AAUACUUCUCUUUGUGUUUUUACUUUGAAUUCAUCGUUUGAGGCACUUUCUUUUUCUUUUUACAUUGCAUGUGAAAAACAAAAACUGGACACCCCAUACGCAGCUUGUGACAGAAGAAAAAAUGGAGACUGAAGCAAUGUUAACAUUUCACUCAUACUGGAGACUGUCGCACUGCAGCUAACAGAGUUUCUACCCUUCUCCUACCCCCCAUGUUAAAUAUGAGCGAGUGAUAAUACACACAGUGUAGUUUCUUUCAUAUUUUUCAGGGGUAUUCUAAUCUUUCAUGGUGUAUUUCCCUGUAUUUCAGCUAUAGUGGAUUACAUGGCAGCAAUAUAGGAAAACAAAUCUUGACGACCAUGUUAGCAGAUGAUACAGUUCAUGAUAUUUAUAAAACAUUAUGUAACAUUCAUUACUCCACAAGCUUAGCAGUGGCAUUAGCAUUUACAUUAAUUAUCUCUCAACUAUAAUCUGUUUGGCUCAUGUUCAGGGGAAUGUUUGCUGUUACAUAUUCCUCCUCUUUGCUCGUGCUGAUUUUAAAUACCCCUGCACCGCUACACAGCGUUUUCAGGAGUCACGGAGGAGGGCUGUCUCCUGUCACGUUACCUCCCCUCCCGGAAUGUGUUUAGGUGAACGUGAGGGUUCACUUCAAUGCAGAUACAAAGGUCAUAGAGUGUUGUCUGGGGUUCCUUCUUCCCGAGUCCCUGAGCAGUUUGUUAAGGGACACUCGGGUUUGACUAGCUCUUGUUGUUGUUGCUAGAUUUUGCUGUGCAUGAGUUUGACCUUGGUCUGUGGCCUGUGUGUUGUGGGCUUCCUGUUGAAACAUUGGAGUAAAACUGCAUUUAUAUGUAUGUUGUUAUAUUUAGCUGCAUAUUAUCUUGCAGAGUGUCACCCGUGAUUCAUACAUUGUUGGAGUAAUAAAUGUGGAGUGUGUUGGCUACAAAAAGACUUGAAUGAUGUGGAGCUAUAUAACCAGUUGUUGUUGAGUGGGAUUGGCAGGGCAUUUCCAACAAGGCAUGGCUUGAGUUUGCAUGCGAGCAGAGAGGUGGGAUUGUGAGUCAGAGCUCAAAAGCUGUGGUUAUAUUGGUCUCAAGCUUUAUGUCACCAUAGUCCUGCGUUUGCAGUCUGUAUGUGUUGUGAAACAUUUCAGGAGUUUGUUAUGUGUUAGACAUUUUAUCAUAAGAAGUAAACCCGAAACCACCACUGUCAUAGCUGUGGUUCAGUUUUAAGUGGAAUGUCAUUGGAGGAAGAAUUAGACAAACUAGUAAUGUUAUAUAAAUCUGUAUAUUAGCAUGAGGUCAUCCAGGAAGGUCAACCACUUUGACAUCAGUCACCAUUAUCAGAAAACAGAUUAUAAGCUGUUAAUAGAGUUUUAUUACAAUGUCCUCACUACAUUAAAGUUUGAUUUUCCACUGUUUACCAGUCAGGUGUGUAAAGAAGUUUUUGUGUGCAUGCAAUCAAAGUCAAGUUGCAUUGGUGUGAGGGCUGUUUAACUGUCACUCUAACAUCAGUAUAUAUCCACUGUUUGGACACGUUCAUGACAUUGUUUUUGUUUUCUUUUAUUCCAGCUCUGUGGAAAAUGUGUUGAAAACACUUGUGAAAAGCUCCCGUCACACUCUCUAAGCUGCUCUGCUGGUUGAGAUGCCUCGAGUGUCCAUAUAUAUCCAUUCAUAAGCUGAUACUUUCCGGAGUCUGCCACUCAGGAGAUGCUGGAUGAGUGGAGACCACUCCUUUGUCCGUUUGAUGUCACCAUGCAAAGAGCGAUCAGCUACUUUGAGCUCUUCCUACCCACGACCUUGCCGCCAGAGCAGCAUGACAAGGGGUUCAAGUUGUGGUUUGAUGAAAUGAUCAGUUUAUGGGUUUCUGUGCAAAAUCUCCCAAGCUGGGAAGUGCAUCUGGUCAGUCUGUUUGCCCGCUUGGCUUAUGACAACAUUGGCUACAUUGACUGGGACCCUUAUAUCCCUAAGAUUUUCACAAGAAUUUUGAGGAGUUUGAAUCUCCCUGUGGGAACCAGUCAGAUGAUGGUUUCACGAUAUGUCACUAAUGCCUACGACAUCGGCCAUGUGGUGCUUUGGGUCUCAUCCCUCCUAGGAGGACCCAGCAAGCAGACCCAAGCACAGCUCAGUGGCCUUUUCAACAGUAUAACAUCCUUCUUCCACCCAUCAAACCAUGGUCGCUGGUUGAUGAAGCUCAUGAAACUGCUCCAGCGUCUCCCGGCCAGCGUAGUACGGCGGCUGCACAGAGAGCGCUACAGAAAGCCCUCGUGGUUAACACCGAUACCAGAGAGCCACAAGCUCACAGAGGAGGAUAUCACAAACUUUGUGGAGAGCAUGAUGCAGCCGGUUCUGCUGGCCAUGUUCAGCAAGACGGGCAGCCUUGAUGCAGCCCAGGCCCUGCAAAACCUGGCUCUAAUGAGGCCUGAGCUAGUCAUUCCUCCUGUGCUGGAGAGAACAUACCCAGCUCUGGAGACUCUAACAGAGCCCCACCAGCUGACGGCCACUCUGAGCUGCAUGAUUGGUGUGGCACGGAGCCUGGUGUCAGGUGGGCAGCGCUUUCCUGAGGGGCCCACUCACAUGCUGCCCCUGCUCAUGAGGGCUCUGCCUGGCGUCGACCCAAAUGAUUUCAGCAAGUGCAUGAUCACAUUCCAGUUUAUUGCUACAUUUGUGACUCUUGUGCCUUUGGUGGACUGUUCAUCUGCCCUACAUGAAAGAACCGACUUAACAGAGGUGGAAAGAGAGAUGUGCUCGGCCUCAGCUGAGUUUGAAGACUUUGUGCUUCUGUUCAUGGACAGAUGUUUUGCCCUGAUCGACAGCAGCACUCUGGAACAAACUCGAGAGGAAACAGAAACGGAGAAAAUGACUCACUUGGAGAGUCUAGUAGAACUCGGCCUGUCCUCCACCUUUAGUACCAUCCUCACUCAGUGUUCUUUGGACAUCUUCAAGGUGGCUCUGGUAAAAGUGUUCAACUUUGCAACCACCAACAUCUUUGAGACACGUGUAGCUGGGAGAAUGGUGGCUGACAUGUGCAGAGCUGCAUCAAAGUGUAACCCUGCAGAGUCUCUCAAGAUGUUUGUGCCACACUGCUGCAAUGCCAUAAACCAAAUCGCUGUCAAUGAGGAAGUGUUGAAUGAGGAGGAGCUUGACAAGGAGUUGUUGUGGAAUCUCCAGCUUCUGUCUGAGGUGUCCCGUGUGGACGGUGACAAGAUCCUGCCCUAUCGGUCUGACCUGGUCCAGAUUUUGCAGUUGACACUGCACCUCAAGUGUAAGCAGGGCUACACUCUGGCCUGCAACCUGCUUCACCACAUCCUUCGAUCUACUGUCCUCAUCUACCCCACAGAGUACUGCAGCAUGCCAGGAGGCUUCCACCAACCAAUCAAGGACUACCUCCCCAUCAAGGACUGGGGUCGGCCUGGGGAUCUGUGGAAUUUGGACAUCCGGUGGCACGUGCCCAGUGUUGAGGAGACAUCUUUUGCGUUUUAUUUACUGGACCUGAUCCUCCAGCCGGAACUUCAGCGCCUUCAGAGAUUUGCACAGGGUGAAAAGGACGUGAGCAGAGAUGAUGUUCUGCAAAGUCUGACCAUUGUUCAGCACUGCAUGCUGGGUGCUGGGACUCUGAUGCCUCCACUGAAAGGAGAGCCCAUCCCUGAACUGGUCCACAGCAUGGUGAAUCUAGAUGAGACCGUCCUCUACACAGGAAUUGAGUAUGAUGCAUCCAGAGAGAACUACAGAGAUGCUAUCUGUAGUGUAAUGAGACUGCUGCUGAAAUACAUCCUGGAGCACUCUGAGGAUGACACCAAGUCACUUUUCUCCAUCAUCAAGAUUAUCAGCGACCUGUUGCACUUCAAAGGUUCUCACAAACACGAGUUUGACUCCCGCUGGAAGAGCUUCAACCUUGUGAAGAAAUCAAUGGAAAACAGACUUCACGGCAGAAAGCAGCACAUCAGAGCUCUGCUAAUAGACAGAGUCAUGCUCCAGCAUGAGCUGAGAAAGCUGACUGUGGAAGGAUGUCAGUACAGGAGCAUCCACCAGGAGCUGAUGAGAGAUCUGUUGAGGCUUUCCACAAGCACCUACAGUCAGGUUCGCAGCAGAGCUCAGAACGUCUUGUUCACUGCACUCGGAACCUAUAACUUCUGCUGCAGAGAUCAAAUCCCCCACGUCCUUGAGUUUCUCAACCCGGACAACAGCAGUGUAACACAGCAACAGUUCAAAGGUGCCUUGUACUGUCUUCUGGGGAAUCACAGCGGGGUGUGCCUGGCCAACCUGCACGACUGGGAAUGCAUUACGCUGACGUGGCCUGCCAUCGUGCGCUCUGGCCUUAGCACAGCCAUGUCUCUGGAGAAGCCCUCCAUUGUGCGGCUCUUUGACGACCUUGCAGACAAAAUCCAUCGGCAGUAUGAGACUAUCGGCAUGGACUUUUCUAUCCCUGCUGAGAGCUGUGUUGUGGCCAAACAAAUUAUGAUCGCUGGAAAUCCUCUUCCCGAGGACCCCGUCCCUUCAGAGGAAGAAACGGCAGAGGGUGUAAAGAGGCAGGAACUCAAGAACUCUGAGUCUGUUGAGAAAUACAAACACCUCAUUGGUGAUCUGCUGGACUGCCUCAGCAACAGCAACAGCAACAUGCCUUGGAAGUUUGAACACAUUUCAAUUGGCUUCUUGUCAUUGCUGCUGAGAGACGACCACCAACUCCCACCACCUGCUGUAAUGUUCUUUGUUAAAAGCCUCAACCAUGACUCCCUCUACGUCCGCAAGGUGGCGAUAUCAGCCGUAGCAGGGAUCAUGAAACAAAUAAAGAGACCCCACAAGAAAGUCCCUGUCAGCCCCUCUGAGCUUUGUGGAGUGAAGGAGCUCAGUGAUGAAGUAGCAGGAGACCGUGUGGACAACCAGUGGCUCCAGUAUAACAGCAGCAGUCUGCCACGCACACAGAAGGACUGGGAUCAGACUGUGUUUGUGGAAAAGACUCACUGGGGAUACCACUCCUGGCCAAAAAAAUUAAUGAUGUAUGCACCAAUGAAGGAACAACCCAAACAGAAUCUGUCCAGAGAUGAGAUGACAGAGAGGGAGCAGAUCAUCUUUGACCAUUUCUCAGACCCAGUAUUCAUCAACCAGUUUAUUGAGUUUCUGUCCCUUGAGGACCGUAAGGGCAAGGACAAGUUCAGCCCUCGCAGGUUCUGUUUGUUCAAGGGAUUGUUCCGCAACUUCAACGAUGCCUUUCUGCCAGUGCUGCAGCCACACAUGGAGCGCCUGGUGGCAGACACCCACGAGAGCAAACAGCGUUGUGUUGCGGAGAUCAUCUCCGGGCUGAUCAGAGGCUGCAAGCACUGGAGCUACGCAAAGGUGGAGAAUCUUUGGGAGGUGUUGUGUCCACUUCUCCGCAUCGCCCUCACAAACAUCACAAUAGAAACUUACGCUGACUGGGGAACCUGCAUCGCCACAGCCUGUGAGAGCAGAGACCCACGCAAGCUUUACUGGCUGUUUGAGUUGCUAAUGGAGUCUCCAGUAAAUGGCGAGGGUGGCUCCUUUGUGGAUGCCUGCCGUCUGUACGUGCUGCAGGGAGGCCUGGCUCAGCAGGAGUGGCGGGUUCCAGAGCUCCUUCACAGGUUGUUACAAUACCUGGAGCCCAAACUCACACAGGUCUACAAGAAUGUACGAGAGCGAAUCGGCAGCGUACUCACGUACAUCUUCAUGAUUGAUGUGAACUUGCCGCACACCCAGCCGACCACGUCUCCGCGCAUCUCUGACUUCACCGAGCGGAUUUUGUUGCAGCUGAAGCCUCUAAAUGAGGGCGACGAGGAGAUCCAGAACCACGUGAUGGAGGAGAACGAGGUGGGGGUGCAGGAUGAGAGGACGCAAGCCAUCAAGCUUCUUAAGACAGUGCUGAAGUGGCUGAUUGCAAGUGCUGGUCGCUCCUUCUCCACUGCUGUGCCGGAACAGCUGCGGCUGCUUCCCCUGCUUUUCAAGAUUGCUCCAGUUGAGAAUGAUGACAGUUACGAUGAGCUGAAGAGGGAUGCAAAGACCUGCCUGUCUCUGAUGUCUCAGGGACUCCUCUAUCCGGACCAGAUCCCCAUGGUCCUCAGUGCUCUGCAGGAGAUUGCUGGCAGCAGCUCCUGGCACGCCCGCUACACGGUGCUAACAUACCUCCAGAUCAUGGUUUUUUACAACCUGUUCACCUUCAUGAGUGACCAGAAAGCGGUAAACGACGUGCGGUCGCUCGUGAUACAACUGCUGGAGGACGAGCAGCUUGAGGUGAGAGAAAUGGCUGCCACUACACUCAGUGGCUUCCUUCAGUGCAAUUUCCUGUCCAUGGACGCCCCCAUGCAGGUACAUUUUGAGGCCCUCUGCAAGACUUCCCUGCCUAAGAAGAGGAAGAGGGAGCUCGGAUCUAUCGUGGACACUAUACCCUCUGCCGACCUGGUGCGGCGCCAUGCUGGUGUUCUCGGGUUGAGUGCUUGUAUUCUGUCCAGCCCGUACGAUGUGCCCACCUGGAUGCCGCAGCUCUUGAUGGACCUCAGCGCUCACCUCAAUGACACACAACCCAUUGAAAUGACUGUGAAGAAAACUCUGUCAAACUUCAGACGGACUCACCAUGACAACUGGCAGCAGCAUAAGCAGCAGUUCACAGACGACCAGCUGCUCGUCCUGACCGACCUGCUGGUCUCCCCCUGUUACUAUGCCUAAAACCCUGUAAAGCAUUGACACGUGACACCGUUCUCCAGAAAUACAUUUCACCGAACGUGUUCACAAGCACACCCAAAAGAUAUUAAACAUGAAUCAUCACUGAAGACCAUCGAAUGACACUGCUGAAGGGAUCAUCCCAGAGAGGAUAGGAGACAACUCCUGGAGCCACCUCUCUACAGUUCUGUUUGCCUGUGUCUCACUUGUGUCCGAGUGGGACGACUGACUGUACAGACUCAAGCCUGCAUGGGGACCACGGCUCCAGUUCUUGACUGAAGACAAAGACAGUGGAACCCAGGGUAAAGUCUGGCACACGAGUAAACUGAGUUGUGGUGCACAGAAUGAUUGAUAAGAUGUGUGUAUUUAUGUAUUUAGCUCCUUUACAUUUCUACUAUACUUAAUAUUUAAGGAUCAAUCAUUGCAGGGAUGAGUGACCUGCAGUUUGUAACAUUACUGUACAGCAUUUCCCCCCCCCCCUUUUUUGGUUUGUUUGUUUGUGUGCAUGUGCACGGAUGUAUAUGCGUGUGGGCGUGUUUAUGGGAUGCUUGAAGACUGGUGUCCCACACAUUUCUCAGGAUUAUAUCCCGAGAAUCAACUCUGAGCCAACACGAUGUCCAGUGUAGGACACACUCUUUACUAUCGUUCAAUAGUGAAGCGUUUGUUGCAAGCUACAGAGAAUUGACUAUCGAAGAAUGGUCUCUUUAGGUGAGACUUGAACCUGCAACACACAAUGUUUGUGUGGCUGUUUGAUCUAUAUAUGAUUAUAUGCAUCAUGUAUGUAUAUAUCAUUGUGUAGCAAAUAUGCACAAACAUAUUUAUUUAUUUAUUUCACCUUUUUCUUUUUGAAGUGCUAACUUUUUUCGUCGGAAUAAUUUCUGAGAGCAAGUAGGUGGUGGAACUUCAAGACGUCUGUUCUCAUCUGCUCGUGCAAAGGAAGGGAGAGGGCUAACUCCCCGCUGCUGUGCUGUGUGACACGUUUGCUGUGAGGACCUGAGCACAGUUUGAUUAGCAUUUCAUGUAUCUCGGUGCAAGAAUCUAACCAAACUGCCUGUCCAUAAUUGUGACCUCUUCCCUCUUAUCCUCAGUAUCAUUUACCGUUUUCUUUUUCUAAAACCCAGCAAAACAAAAGUUCUGGUUUGCUUAUGUUUUCCCCUGAUGACUUGAAAUCAGUCACAGCAUUGAAGCAUUUAGUACCUCACUGAUGUAUAGUGUAGUGCCAAAACUGCAGUGAAUUCUUUUUUUUUUUUUUUAGAUGUACUGUUUGCUUAUUGACUGAAAUGACAAUAAAUUGUUUCUAACAAAAACUG